Suillus subaureus is the source of this 711-nucleotide messenger RNA. Its product is annotated as profilin. The record is from RefSeq and is a predicted model, not a curated record. Gene Ontology annotation, molecular function: actin monomer binding. Gene Ontology annotation, cellular component: cell cortex. The coding region runs from base 141 to 518 and encodes 125 amino acids. The transcript has 5 exons. Lineage: Eukaryota; Fungi; Basidiomycota; Agaricomycetes; Boletales; Suillaceae.
GUAAGUCCCGCCUGUACUUUGAUGCGGCCUGCUUUCCAACGCCGAUAUCAUGGCGAUCUCCGUAGUAUGCCAGACUCUUUCUUGUCUUUCAGUUUCAAUUCGCGACCCUUUCCGCUUUCUCGACUUCAGUCCUUCAUAAUAUGUCCUGGCAAGCAUACGUAGAUUCCAACCUCGUCGGCACCGGGAGAGUGAAGCAGGCCGCCAUCUUGGGAAAAGCUGGAGGUAUAUGGGCUAAAUCCGCAGAGAUCAAGAUAUCACCAGAAGAGCAGAAGGCGAUCACUGCUGCGUUCACGAACAAAGCUGCAGUUCAGGCCUCUGGCUUCCGUGUCGCUGAUAAGAAAUAUUUUUUCCUAUCGUCGGAUACCUACGGAGAUGAUCCGAAUCUUAUUGUAGUUCAGGGCAAGAAAGAAGCCGACGGUGCUGUACUAGCACAAACGAAACAAGCUAUCCUCACAGCUCAAGAUGCAGGCAUAUUAGUUACUGGUCUUGGAUCAUACCUCGCUAGCCUGAAUUACUAGGGUCCGUUAGGGGACGAUCGCAGAGGAUAAAGAAGAUCAAAGGUGUGCUAUCAUGUAAUCGUACAGUUUAUAGAUCCAAUGCAUUUCACUGGAGUCAUUCCAAAGUUCAAUACAUUGAUCGUCACAUAUUUGUAUUUGCUAUCAGGUCCGAUCGUAUUGAGCAAGAGCGAUCGGUGUCGCGUGUGUGGUCUAC